Molecule: messenger RNA, 1746 nt
Organism: Gadus morhua (Atlantic cod)
Lineage: Eukaryota; Metazoa; Chordata; Actinopteri; Gadiformes; Gadidae
Product: solute carrier family 10 member 6-like
Exons: 6
Coding region: 313-1554 (413 amino acids)
Biological process (GO): bile acid and bile salt transport
Cellular component (GO): membrane
Molecular function (GO): bile acid:sodium symporter activity
Source: RefSeq, a predicted model, not a curated record
AUUUAUUUAUCACCAGCUAUAAUUGAGCUUUCAGCUAAAAAUGUACAGCAAAGCAAAGCCCUCAAACCAAACCCCUUUGCUGGCUCUUUCGGGCCCCAAGUGGCAAAAAAGAAAAGCUUAAGAUCUUAAUCCGCUCCGUGUCCAGUAGCAACACACAUUCCUUACCGCAGUCGCUCCAUCAUCGACCAAUCGUAACGUAAACAGCUCUGAAGAUGUACAGGAGGGCCGAGGAGUGUUGAGCCAUACAGCAGACUGGACCCAAGCCCGGAGCAGCUCACCUCUCCACUGGAGAUCGCCUUCCACUUUGGGAUCAUGGCGGACUACUACAACCACAACACCACCACCCCCACCGGAAUACCCGACCUGUUCGCCGCCUCCGAUGCCUCCCCCGCCCCGGGGAACGGAUCCCUAGACGGGGGCCGCGGCCCCAGCGACGGCCUCCAGACGGUCCUGGGGGCGGUCCUGACUGCCAUGCUGGGCGUGGUGGUGUUCUCCCUGGGCUGCUCCGUGGAGGCGUCCAGGCUGUGGGCCCACCUGCGCCGGCCCUGGGGCGUGCUGGUGGGGCUGGGCUGCCAGUUCGGGCUGAUGCCCCUCACGGCCUACCUGCUGGCCUCGGGGCUGGGCGUGCAGCCCCUGCAGGCGGUGGCCGUCCUGGUGAUGGGCUGCUGCCCUGGGGGGGUCAUCUCCAACAUCGUCACGUACUGGCUGGACGGAGACAUGGACCUCAGUAUCACCAUGACAGCCUGUUCCACCACACUGGCCAUGGGGCUGAUGCCGCUGUGUCUGUACGGGUACACGCAUGUCUGGGAGGUGACCACACACAUCAAGAUCCCCUACUCCAAUAUGGGGUUGACUCUUCUCACCCUGGUUGUACCCGUGGCGGGGGGUGUGGCUGUAAACUACAAAUGGCCUAAAGUUGCUAAAUGUAUCCUGAAGGUAGGCUCUGUGGUUGGCAGCGUGAUGUUACUGGUGGUGGGCGUGGCCAGUGCACUUCUGUAUCCUGGAUCCUGGCAAACUGACGGCUCGCUCGUCGUCAUAGCCGCCGUCUUCCCUCUGAUUGGCUACACUGCCGGCUUCCUCAUAGCAGUCAUCUGCAGGCAGCCAUGGCAGAGAUGCCGGACCAUCGCCAUGGAGACGGGAGCCCAGAACGUCCAGAUCAGCUCCACAGUGCUGCAGCUGUCCUUCCCUCCAGAGCAGCUGGUGGUCAUGUUCACCUUCCCCCUGAUGUACGGCUGCUCCCAGCUGCUCCACAGCCUUCUGCUGGUCUCAGUCUACCAGCUUUGGAAGCGCGUCCAUCUGUGGAGAUCUGGGGAAGUCGCUGCUGGUGAGGAACUAGGGACAAUUCCCAACAGCAGAGAAAAUCUGGACGUGGCCGACCACACCAGGCAACAUCUGGAUGAUGCCAUCAACCCUGCACGCGGGGAGACUAACUCAGCGUUUGAAGAUGACGCCCAUGGGCGUGACGGCCCCUCACCUCAGUCAGACCUUCACCCAGAGCAGAAUGUCAACACUAAAUCCGUGGCCAUUACGACUCAUAUUCAAGACAAUAUGUAGGCCAUGUUAUCGAAGAGCUAUAUAAUUAUAAUAAUUGUUAUUAUAUUUUAUAUCUCGAUACGUGUUGUCAUUUAUUACCUUAAUUUGAUUUACUUGUUCAUUAAAAUACUUGGUAGCUAAUCAUUUGAAAAGUAUGUAAAAUGUAGGGAGAUUUUACUCUUUUUUUUUAUGAUAAAUCAUAAAUCAAACUAA